AUGGCGGCGCCAUUCCGGGCGCUUCCGCCUGGCGUCUACUUCAACCCGACGGCGGAGGAGUGCGUGCGCGACUACAUCAAGCCGUGGGCCGCGGGCGUGCCGCCGCCGACGGACCGGGUCAUCUGCGACGUGGGCGUCUACAGCGACAGCCCUGGCGCGCUGCUGCUGGGGCGCGAGCCGGGCUUCUCUCGGGGGUUCGACCACAAGUGGCUCAUGCUCAGCCACUGCGGCGGCCGCGGCAAGACGGCGGCGGGCCGCGGGAAGCGCGUAGUCGCCACGGGCGGAAGCUGGCAGUCGGAGCAGACGCCCAAGGGCGUCCUCGGUGCCGCGGGCGGCGAGGACGAGGACGAGCAGCCCCACGGCGGCAGGAGGCGCUCCUUCGGCUUCUACGUCGGCAAAAAUGGGAGGAAGAGGGGAGAGAAGACGCCGUGGCUCAUGGAGGAGUUCACCGCCUUGGAGGACGGACACGGCGGAGGCGACGGGACCUUCGUGGUGUUCUGCAGGAUCUACCUCUCGCCGCGCCUGGAAAAGGAGGACAAGGAGAAGAAGCGGCAGAUCCUCGGGGACGAUAUGGUCGCCUUCGACCGCAACGGCAAAUUGAAGCCGCCGGUCAGGGUCGUGGUGUCACCGGAAUUGUUCGAUGCGGCCGCCCAAGGGCAGGUCCCAGCGCCGCCGCGCGUUCUUGGAUUUCAGCAAGCCCAGCCAGCGCGGCGCGUUCUCGGACAUGAGCAAGGUGAACCGCCAACGCCAUCGCCAUCGCCAUCGCCGCGCUUUCUUGGAUAUCAACAAGGCCAGCCCGCGGCUCCGCCACUGCUGCGCUUUCUUGGACAUCAACACGGGCAGGCCGCUGCGACGCCAGCCGUUCUUGGAGAUCACCAUGGCCGGGCCAUGCUGCCGUGGGGCGUUCCUGCUCAUCACCAUGGCCACGCCGCCGCCGCGCCCCAUCAGCGAUUUCUUGGUUAUCGACAAGGCCAGGCCGCCGUGCAGGGCGGUCCAGAUGAAUACUGCGGCACCGCCGUGCAGCCGCAGCUGCUGCACGUUCUUGAUCCAUGUUACAACCAGGAAGCCUCGCCGAGCGUCCGUCUUGUUGAUCCCCAGCAAAGCAAGGGGAUGACCCAUACGGAGAAGAAGCCGCGGCUGGCGUACGGUUCGCCGCCGCCGCCGCCUCAGAGCUCGGACAGCGGGCCUUCGAGCUGCGUGGUCCAUAUUUCCCCGUCCCAAGAACAAGGCGUCGUGAUCCAAAUCCACGACGACAACCAAUGCAGCGCAGAGCCCGUGGCCCCUACACUGCCCCCGCAAGAGAUCCCUGGGACGGCCACGGCGGGGUCGGCCGAAGCCGAACCCCCGUGCGACGCGUGGGCCCCUGCACCGGCGGAGCUCGCCGACGACGCGGGGAAGGCAGGCGCAGAGCCGAUGCUUGAUCCUGGCAUCUACAUGAACUUGGUGGAAUUGGAACCAUUUAGUGAUGCCGUGCCGGACUUCCUGGUGCACGGUGAGUUCAAUCCCCCGUACGACGACGACCCGCCGCCGCCGCCGGGUUUCGACGAGUUUCAAUUGGUGGAAUUAGGCGUAGUGUUUGAUGAUUUGGUGAAAUAG
This is a messenger RNA of Miscanthus lutarioriparius, 1596 nucleotides long. The record is from the annotation of a GenBank genome assembly. Lineage: Eukaryota; Viridiplantae; Streptophyta; Magnoliopsida; Poales; Poaceae.